AUGGAAAUCGGCGAAAUAACAUGGUUUUGUUAUUUCACACUGAGGGAUGCAUUAGUGUGGAUAACUCUGAAUGAAGUGCAGCUGAAACAGGAGCCUAAUGAUGGCUUCAAUGAUGAUGAACUCAUUGAAAUCCACAGCUGCAACUUCAACACAGCUGACGAGAUCAGUAACGUUGACAACAUGCCUGCUCGUGCUUCGGUUGUUCGAGGAGGAGAUGAGGAUGAGGAGAAUGAGGAGGACGAUGACAGUGGCGUGCGAUCAAAAGUGAUUGUUUGUUUAUGUCUUAUAAAUGUCUCCUACUUUCAAUGCAAUGUUCUGCAGGUUCGACGAAGGCCUGGCAUAUUGUCACGGAGAGGCAGGAAAAGAAAAACAGCUGAUAAUAAUAAAAUGGUUGGAACUUCAAAGAAUUCUGCUUCUUAUGAAGAUGGUGAUUGCUUACAAAUUCACACAAGCAGAAGUAAAAAAUCAAAAAAUGAUUCAAGUAGGGCGUUCAAUGGAAAUUUAGAUGAUGUUGAUAGCGACAGUGUUCAUGGAGUAACACGAAAUGACGAGUCAGUGGUUGAUGGAGAUGACAACUCUGAACCCAACUAUUCAAUCGUAACUUCGCCUUCCAACUGCGACAACAACAAUUAUUCCAGAGCUGAUGAAGAACGGAGAAGCGGCAAUAGAAAUGUUGCAGAGGAGGAAGAGGAGGAAGAGGAAGAUGAUGCCGAAACCAAUGAUGUCAGCACCAAUGGAGGGGAGGAAACUGAAGAUGCUUUCAGUAACGAAAGUGACGCAUGUGAUCUGGAAAUUGUGAUGCCCGUCGAAUCCGACUCCGAAGUUGAUUACGUAAAGGCAGCUGCCGACCAGUUGUUGAGUUUGAGUGAAGAAGCGAGGGCUGAUGUGAUGGUGAUGGGAGGUCGUCCGCAGACGAAAUGUCCCAUAACACAGAGUACCAUGAUAGAACCAGUUCGAAAUAAAUUGUGCGGUCACUCGUACGAUAGGAAAGGAGCGCUCCAACUCAUCAACAUGAGGGCUAACAAAGCCAGAUGUCCUGUUCCUGGCUGUGCAAAUGUUGAACCAUUGAAUGAAGAUCAACUGGAAGAAGAUGCUCAGAUCAAAAUGUUGCUCAACUUAUCUUGA
This is a messenger RNA of Helobdella robusta, 1125 nucleotides long. RefSeq lists its product as hypothetical. The record is from RefSeq and is a predicted model, not a curated record. The transcript is spliced from 7 exons. Gene Ontology annotation, biological process: protein sumoylation; double-strand break repair via homologous recombination. Gene Ontology annotation, molecular function: SUMO ligase activity; zinc ion binding. NCBI's taxonomy places the organism in Eukaryota, Metazoa, Annelida, Clitellata, Rhynchobdellida, Glossiphoniidae. Bases 1 to 1125 code for a protein of 374 amino acids. Gene Ontology annotation, cellular component: Smc5-Smc6 complex; nucleus.